Messenger RNA from Parasteatoda tepidariorum (common house spider), 1158 nucleotides. Its product is annotated as insulin-like growth factor-binding protein-related protein 1. Gene Ontology annotation, cellular component: extracellular region. Gene Ontology annotation, biological process: regulation of cell growth; regulation of signal transduction. The record is from RefSeq and is a predicted model, not a curated record. Lineage: Eukaryota; Metazoa; Arthropoda; Arachnida; Araneae; Theridiidae. Gene Ontology annotation, molecular function: insulin-like growth factor binding.
AAACUAUGAAACAUAUACAACUACGCUAUAUCGGAUAAAUUAGUUGUUCAUCUGUUUUUCUCCUUUUUCAUUUUUAGUUGUCAAUAUGUAUUUUCGAAAUUAUUGGUUAUUUUUAGUUUACUUGCUGUUUUCCACAGCUUCAGCUGAAGAUAACGGUUGUCAAGAAUGUGUAUCAUCCUCCUGCGAUCCUCCAAGAAAUUGUAAAGCAGGUUUGGUUAAAGACGCAUGUGAUUGUUGUUAUCAUUGUGGAGUAAAAGAAGGUGACAGGUGUGAUCAUAGAGAUCUUCCAUCUGAAGGAGCUGGGCGCUGUGGUGACAAUUUAGAAUGUCAAGUGAGGAAUGAUCUAAGUUGGGAUGAUCCACCAGAAGCUGUGUGUGUUUGUAAACAACAUAUUCCAAUUUGUGGAAGUGAUGGAAUAACAUAUGAAAACAUAUGUCAAUUUACAGAAGCACGUUAUUCAAAAAGAAAUGGCUUAAGAGCCAUUGCUUCAGAGCCUUGUAUCAAAACACCAAGAAUAAGGACCCCUCUUCAAAAUAUUCUAAAUGUAACAGGAAGUUCUGUUGUACUGACGUGUGAAGCAAAUGGUUGGCCAAUACCUGAUAUCCAUUGGAUUUUGCAGCAAAAUGGAAGGCGCAUUCAAUUUCCAGGUAACAGGACUGAUACAUCUAUACAAUCUCGAAACGGGCCAAAUGCUGAUGAAACUACUAGUUGGUUAUUAUUCCGCAGCCUCUCUGAAGAUAAUGCAGGGACAUAUAUUUGCAAAGCUCAAAAUUAUAUAGGGACAGAUUCAAGUUCUGCAACUGUCAAUGUUUUAGUUUAAAAUAUUCAAUUUUUAAUUUUGAACAUAGAACAGGCCGUUGCGCCAUCAGAUCAAACGUUCUGCUUAUUCUAUCCAGCUAAAUUUCCGAGAUAGAUCAAGAUAGUUACAUAUUUUUUGCGAGGAGUAUGGCUCACUGCUAAGCCAUUGUCUUUUGUGACGAAUAAGUCUAAUCACUUGCAUUUUGUUUUGAUGCAAAAAGUACUUCUGAUGAAAAAAUGAUUAAUUAUUAUGAUUACAUGAAUCGGAUAUUUUUUAAGAGCUAGUCACAUUUUAGAUUCAAAAUAUUAUCAUUACUGUACAAUAUCAGAUCAAAAUAAAGAUGCUAAUAUUACCAAUAU